AUGUUUAGUGACAAGGAAAUCAUGAGCGGUGCCGAGGCCGUUGUACUAAACUACAUUCAUUAUCUACUUGGAAGUACUGGGUCCACUCAUACUGAAACAUCUUCACAGAGAGACGUUGAAUCCGUUUCUAUUAUUUCUAGUACUCCUUUUUCUACUACAAAGCGAGUGGGACUUAAAAAUCACAACAUCAUCACAUGUGCAAAUGAAAAAAAAAUAGAGCUGCUGCGGCGAGACGCCCAAACCUUUUAUGUACUUUCUUGCGUUGUGGACAUGGUGGAAAAGGGGUUGAUGUGCACAGAACGUGAUGUUUAUUAUAGGAAUGCCCCGCUUUUCCCUAAUGGACAAAGAGAGGUACAUAGCAGUAUUGACCGCCUUUGUCGCUGGAUGAAUUCUAUGUAUCCAUUAUAUUAUUCCGCAAAACCACACGGUGUGAAUGGGGUUAAAAAGGAAGAACCACGACCCUACACACGCGAAGGUAUACGAAUUGGCGCAAGCGGCAAGAGUAUUCUUACUGGUUACUUAUCAUUUGAUGUUCCUAAACGUUCAGAUAUGACAAUAUAUAACUCACAUUCCACACAAGAUCCAGCUUCGAGUGAAGUUAUAGAAGAGAAUCUGCAGACGACGAGUAAUUGUACUAGUAGUCAUUCCACACAUCUUUUGGAGAUUGAUGUCAUGCGUCAUACUUCUGGUGUUCUUAUUGAUACUAUGGUUGGAUUGAAGGGUUGUCGUUUUCGAGGAGCAAGAGGGAGCAAUAUCCCACCCUCCGCUUUGGUGCUUGUGGAGAAGGAAAGUACAUUGCGUACACUUAUGGAAACAAAUGGCGCGUUUGAAGUUGAUGCGCCGUUACAUCGCUGUGUUUUUGUAUGCAGUAAAGGAUAUCCGUGCAGAGCCUCACGCAACUUUCUCCGCAAUUUACACCGCGAACUGCCACACUUGCCAAUCUUUCUACUCGUGGAUGGGGAUCCCCAUGGACUGCGCAUUGCCCUUACCUUUAUAGGCCUCUUUGGUGACCACGGCACACCGCAACGGCGCAAUGCGAGGAAACAGCAACGAAUAGAAGAGCGUGCGGAUUAUAUUUCUCAAUUACUUCCCGCACGCUGGGUUGGAGUGCGUCCUUCUGCCUUGCCCCACCGCACCGCUGGAAGGACACCACUGACGUCGUCAGACCAUCAGGUCCUUUCACAGGUGAUGCAGCGUAUAAGUGAAACUCUGGAGAUUCUUGAGGUGAAUGAUGGUGUUUCAACUAGUAGAGAGAAGGAAAUUGAUUUACUUCGCUCUUCUUUCCAGAAUAUGCUGGAUGAAGCGGAGUGGAUGAAGAAGAAUUCAUUGAAGUGCUCAUUACAGGCCUGGCCUAAUGGCCCAGUGGACAUUCUUGGAGAAUUCCUUUAA
This is a messenger RNA of Trypanosoma theileri, 1389 nucleotides long. Its product is annotated as putative meiotic recombination protein spo11. Gene Ontology annotation, molecular function: DNA topoisomerase type II (double strand cut, ATP-hydrolyzing) activity; ATP binding; DNA binding. Gene Ontology annotation, biological process: meiotic DNA double-strand break formation; meiotic DNA double-strand break processing; reciprocal meiotic recombination. The record is from RefSeq and is a predicted model, not a curated record. Gene Ontology annotation, cellular component: nuclear chromosome. Lineage: Eukaryota; Euglenozoa; Kinetoplastea; Trypanosomatida; Trypanosomatidae. The transcript has a single exon. Bases 1 to 1389 code for a protein of 462 amino acids.